AUGUGGGAUUGCGUCUUGCUUCUCGACGAGGCUGAUUUGUUCCUGGCGAAGCGGGACGUGGGAGAUUUGGUACGGAACUCUCUUGUGUCCGUCUUUCUUCGUGUGCUCGACUAUUACGACGGCGUCUUGUUCUUGACGACGAACCACGUCGAUAAAGGAGAUCGAAAGUCAAAAGCGGAGCUUCGUGGCAAAGGAGAGGAUGGCGAGCCGAAACUACCUCCCACCGAAAUUGACGAGGACAGCAUCCUCAACUUCGCCACCCGACAAUGGGAAAUUGCGAGGGAAAAUCCCAGCAGAAGAUGGAACGGCAGACAGAUCAGGAACAGCUUUCAAAUCGCCUACUCCCUGAUCAACUUGGACCAAGUCAGCGUGCCGACGUCUAAUUACGACGAUGAUUACGAUGACGACGAUGUCGACUAUGAUGAUGAGCCUGAGGUCGAUUUAACUCACCCUGAAGACAAGGAACCAGGAAUCCAUACAAUCUCACCAACCGUAUCUUUCCAAGUACCGCAGAAACCCGGCAAGCUUGACAGCUCGCAGUUCGAGAUCGUGGCGCGCUCCAUCCAACGCUUCGACAGCUACCUUGACAAGACACGUGGACAAGACUCGGACUACGCCAAGAUCAAAAACUUGCGCAGAGACGAUUGCUUGGACUCGGACGACGAGGAUCGUUCACCGGGAGGCACGGGUCGAUACUCUGGCGCCAGAGUCCCUCGAUCGCCACACCGCGGGACGCAUUACCGGUCGCCCGCAUCUCCGGCCCACCUAGAACCGCCCCCCGACCGCGGCGGAAGGAUGCAGCGGAAUUCUGCCAGAGAGCGAGAACAGAGGUCCUAUGGCAGCAGAAGGGGCCCGGAACCAGACGAUGAUGGUGAUGAUUAUGCUGAGGAAAUGCUGCGAUCGAGAACGGGAGUUCCUCCUGGGUCUUCUCCGCGAAGCAGGCAGCGUGAGUAUGAUGACGACUAUGAAUACACUCACCACAGGUACCGGAAGUUGAGGUACAUUGGAGAAGAUCACGAGUGCUUCGAACUCGACAGCGUCGUUACCUUCCGUGAGGAGUACGGAAUCAAGCUCGACAGCAACCCCUGGAAGAAUUUCAAGCGGUUAAAGCAUGUCUUUGAGUACGAGCAAAUGAAGCAGUGCCCCACAUUGGAAUGGAUUUCUGAUGUUCUUGGGGAGAUCGGAUUGACUCUCGAGGAUGUUGUUAUUAUGGAUAUCUGCAGCCUCUUCAGCGAUGACGAUCUCGAUCGAAUGGACAAGGAGUCACAGGGGACUUGGGACGCCGUCGAGAGAUCGUACGCAAUGGUCGAGGACAUACUCGAAUUGCUGAACCCAAGCAUGGUUCUUUCAUGCCAGUGCGUGACCAGGUGGGGACGUGUUCGUCCCAUGUACGCCUUGGUUCAGAAGAGACGAGAAGAAUAA
Molecule: messenger RNA, 1422 nt
Organism: Diaporthe citri
Lineage: Eukaryota; Fungi; Ascomycota; Sordariomycetes; Diaporthales; Diaporthaceae
Exons: 7
Coding region: 1-1422 (473 amino acids)
Source: RefSeq, a predicted model, not a curated record